UGCUAUCACUCGGUUACGGUAACCGUUGAUCUUCUGCGGCUCUUUUCCCUUUUUGCCUUACUUCUCACCAACACGAUCAUUCCUUUGCCGUUCAACAGACUGUCGUCGAACAGCUCCCCGUGCGGACCGUCAAACGUUGCUGCCGCUGCUUCCUAUAUGGGCUUCUUUGAUCAUGCUAGUGGAGUCUUCAUGCAGGAUCCUUCCACCUCUGACUCUGGUUAUCCUUUGGAGUUUUCAGACACGACUCCUUUCAUUGCAUCUUUUCCUCUGCUCUGCCGGUCCUCCCUUAUUGUUGUCUUCUCAGGUCAACUCGCUCGAGUCGUCAUUGCCUGCAGUUGGGGACCGAAUCGAUUCGCUUAGAAACGCCCGUGAAUCAACCAUGAUGUAUGUAGCUCAAGAACGAGCUAUUUCAGGUCCACGCUAUGGCAUGGUCUGAUAACGAGGGUGACAAUAGUCACACAACUUUGCCAGCAAGACCAUCCCUAUGUUGGCCAAAUGAGCACACUGCAUGGCCGGUGCAUUGCAAUACUUAUCGUUGGGCCAACCACAUGUCCUAUUUCAUUUUUUGUACUCGACC
Molecule: messenger RNA, 577 nt
Organism: Suillus subalutaceus
Lineage: Eukaryota; Fungi; Basidiomycota; Agaricomycetes; Boletales; Suillaceae
Exons: 3
Source: RefSeq, a predicted model, not a curated record